CAGACAAGUGGCGCAGCUUGUGGGUGGGCGGAGUUCAAGGGACUGUGGGCGUGGCCCAGGCUGCAGGGCCUGGGAGUCGAGUCUCAGCGGGUGAAAUCGCUGCAUUAGGCGGAGGGGGCGUGGCCUAUGCCCGCAGAGGGCGGUCCAGGCAAGGGGCGGGUCAGGAAGGGGCGUGGACUUUGUCUGCAGAGGAAGAUCAGGCAGGGGGUGUGGUCUGUGUCUGCAGAGGACGGGCCCAGGGGGCGUGGUCUGUGCCUGCAGAGGGCGGGGCCCGUCGCAGAGGGGGCAGCGCCGGCCGAGAGUCCUCUACGCGCCGCUGCUGCGGCCGGUCCACAGCAGCUCUGACAGUCCGCGGCACAGGCACCAAGCCCCUUGCCAACUCCACGCAGCCACAGCGACCUCCGGCUCGUCCCGCUCUCUCUUCCGGCGUUGCGGAGCUGCAUCUGGCGCGCAUCUGGCACCACCCUGGCCACGCUGGAGCCCUCGCCCGCCCUGGCCCGGCCACGCCGGGAGCCCGGCCCCGAGCUGGAACCCCAUCUGGAACCGCGGGCCCGGGGCCCUGAGCCGCGCAGCCGGCGCAUGGUUAACUCGCUGCUGUUCGGGGAGAUGGCCUUGGCUUUUGGUUGCCCGCCGGGGGGCGGCGGCUGCGCAGGCGGUGGCGGUGGUGGGGGGGCCGGGCCGGGGCCCUCGCCCGUAACGGCGGCACUGCGGGACGAUCUGGGCUCCAACAUCCACCUCCUCAAAGGGCUCAACGUGCGCUUCCGCUGCUUCUUGGCCAAGGUGCACGAACUGGAGCGGCGUAACCGGCUCCUGGAAAAGCAGCUGGAACAGCAGCAGAGUGAGCGCGAGCGGCGGCUCCGCUACAAGACCUUCUCCCGCGAGCAGGCCGUGCAGACCGGGCCCGAACUGCUGCGGCCGCCGGCUGCGGGCGGCGGACAGCCCCUCGGUGCGGCCACCGGCGUCAACGCCAACACGGUAGCCCUGGGCGGCCUGCCCCCCGGCGGCGGCUCUCACCCGCAGCACUACGGCCGCCUGCCCGGGACCAUCUGGAGCUACACGCAGGUGCGGCGAACGGGCGGCGGCGGCGUGGAGACAGUGCAGGGCCCCGGCGUGUCGUGGGUGCACCCGGACGGCGUGGGCGUGCAGAUUGACACCAUCACGCCAGAGAUCCGCGCACUCUACAACGUGCUGGCCAAGGUGAAGCGCGAGCGUGACGAGUACAAACGGAGAUGGGAGGAAGAGCUAUCCAAGCGUAUGGACCUUCAGACCAUGGUAGACACACUGCAGGAGGCAGCACAAGAAGCUGAGGCUAUCCAGGAGGAGAUGAACGAGAAGAUUGAACGGCUCAAGGCUGAGCUGGUGGUGUUCAAAGGGCUCAUGAGUGAUCCCAUGACAGACCUGGAUACAAAGAUCCAAGAAAAGGCUAUGAAGGUGGACAUGGACAUCUGCCGCCGAAUCGAUAUCACGGCUAAGCUGUGCGAUGUCGCACAGCAGCGGAACUCGGAAGACGUGUCCAAGAUCUUCCAGGUGGUCCCCAAAAAGAAAGAUCGUAAGGUGGCUUCAGAUGAUGACAUCGCAGAGCAGGAUGGGGAGGUGAAUCGGUUCUCAGAUGAGGAGGUCGGCUCCAUGAACAUCACGGACGAGAUGAAGCGCAUGUUCAACCAGCUGCGGGAGACCUUUGAUUUUGAUGACGACUGUGACAGCCUGACUUGGGAGGAGAAUGAAGACACGCUGUUGUUAUGGGAGGAUUUUACCAACUGUAACCCGACCAUUGACCUGCAGGGAGAGCAAGAAGAAAACUUGGGCAACUUGAUCCAUGAGACUGAAUCCUUCUUCAAGACGAGAGACAAGGAGUACCAGGAGACGAUAGGCCAGAUCGAGCUGGAGCUGGCCACAGCCAAAAGCGACAUGAACCGACAUCUGCACGAGUAUAUGGAGAUGUGCAGCAUGAAGCGGGGCCUGGAUGUGCAAAUGGAGACCUGCCGCCGGCUCAUCAAGGGCUCUGCAGACAGGAAUUCACCGUCCCCCAGCUCUGUGGCCAGCAGCGACUCAGGAAGUACAGAUGAGAUCCAGGAUGACUUGGAGCGGGAGGCGGACGUGGAGCCCAUGGUCAGCUGAUAACGGAGACCCUGCGCACCUGGUGGUCUCGGUGAUGGGGCACAGCCUCCUCUCCUCGCUGAGCCACGAGGGCUCCUCACCACAGAGACUUCUGUCCUCCCUUCUCCGGAGGCCCAGCGGGACCGCUGCUUCCUUCCUUCCUUGACCACCCACCCACCCACCCACGGAAUGGUGCUGUCGAUUUUCUAUCGUUCUCCACAUCACAAUUGCAGACUUCUGUGCGGCAGUGCAGUGCAAUGUGCCUUCUCCCUUAAGCUGAGCCACUUUGAGCUCCAAAGAAUUCUUCCUAGCAGGUGUUUUUUAUACAAAACUCUAAGGUGAGGGUGGGGCCUGGGGUGUGGUAUCUUUUGGUUUUUCUUCCUCUCACCUGCUCCCCUGAUUGGCCAUGAGCUUCGUCCUCCCUCCCCAUGUCCUGGCCCUGACUAGAAGUCAAGUCGGUGGCCAUUUGGGGGAGUCUGCCUUCCAGAGGAAGGAGGCUGUUUACGUACAGACCUGGGUGAGGACUCCUUAAUACUUUCUCACCCACUGAAAGAGAGAGGUGGAUGGAAUGGCGGGAGGGAAGACCAAUCUUUUUUUUCCUUCUUUUGGAUCUAGUGGCAAUGUGUUGGGGCAAGGCACUGUGGGGGACGGUAGAGCCUCACUGUUUAAACUAUGCAAAAAAACAAAAACAAAAACAAAAAGCAGCUUGCCUUAUAUCAGUGGGAAGGCAGGCCCUCUCUCAGACUUCUGGGAAACCCUCAUAGCCUCUGAGGGUGAGCCGUGGAUCUGGGGGUGGUCCCAUUCAGGUCUCUGGUGAGGCCUGCAUUCUGUAAGCUGGCCUACUGGACUGCUGGCUU
Microtus oregoni (creeping vole) is the source of this 2954-nucleotide messenger RNA. It is a transcript of the gene Iffo2, whose product is annotated as intermediate filament family orphan 2. Bases 580 to 2118 code for a protein of 512 amino acids. NCBI's taxonomy places the organism in Eukaryota, Metazoa, Chordata, Mammalia, Rodentia, Cricetidae. The transcript has 9 exons. The record is from RefSeq and is a predicted model, not a curated record.